UCUUUUCAAUAUUUUUUAGUGUAGGCUAGGUUUUGAUUUUACAAGAAGCGAGGACCGACAAGCAAAUCAUUACCGCAUCCCUGAGCGGGGGCGGUCCGCUUCGAUGGAACACCAACGGAAAACUAGUUGUCGAAGCAAAGCAAUAUGUUUUACACAGUUUCAUUAAUCUACGUUUAUUGAGGAUUAAGUCUAUUCUACAAUGCUGAGUGACACUGACAAGGCUGGCAUGGCACCUCUCCAGCUCUCCGCCAAGAGACUCCAGAUGGAGAGCGCAGAACUUCAAAAGGCCCACGACGCAGCGGCAGAACGGAAUCGCGCUCUUUGUCGUGAUAACCUGAAUUUGAAAUUGGCAAUCCGAAGACUGUCACCACAACUUCAAGAGAUUGAUCUUAAACACGAGGAUCUGAAUAAGAUGCGUUGUGCUUUAGAAAAAGGCACCGAAAAUCUCAGUAGAUUACAGUCUCAACAGAAGGCAUUGGAGACGAACAAUUCUGACCUCAAAGACGAGUUAGAAUCUCGUCUUGGAGAACUGUCAAUCCUCAGACGUAUAAGAGUGACAGACAAGGAGCAAAUUCAAAAUCUCAGUAGUUGUGCAAGCACGCUUGAGUACCAAAAUGCACUCGGACAAAACUGCGUUCAGCAAAAGUUGGAAGACAUAAGGCAGAGAGAUGCUGCUCUCGAAGAACUGAACUCGGCCAUGCAAGAGCGCUCGGAGUUUGUCAAAGAGUGGAAUGAGAGACAGACAAAAUUAAAGGUCGAGGUUACCGAAGCAAUACAAUCAACGCAGGAUAUCGUAACAUCUUUCGGAACAUGUCAGACAUGGCGUUUCUCAAAACCCCAAUUUCCUCGUAAAUCCACCAGACAGCCUAGUUUUUUAGAAGAACUGAGCCUAUGUCAAGACAGACCACCUCAGGAAACACCACCCGAGGCCUCGGGAAUUGUGCUUGAUAAGACACCACCAAAGAGGAGAUUAUCAGCGCAUUUGAAGCCGUUGAUUUGCACUGUAGGAUUUACAGCCACCCUCUUGUUCAUGCUGACCAUAAUUGGCACUGCCGUGCCCGUGUGCCCUCCUGGACAAGGUGUUCCGUGUGAGGAUCUACUACGAGACGCGCUUCAGGGCGCGCUGCUGCCAUACUGUAACCUUCACUUCCCGCUAAUUCCGCCUUACUGAAACGUUGUUUUAGUAGACAGUAUUUCUUAAAACAUUGGCUUUAGAUGAGUACGCUUUUUAGUUCAGUUAUGCUCAUAAAACUAAGUGAAAUUCAA
This is a messenger RNA of Alosa sapidissima (American shad), 1266 nucleotides long. RefSeq lists its product as uncharacterized. NCBI's taxonomy places the organism in Eukaryota, Metazoa, Chordata, Actinopteri, Clupeiformes, Clupeidae. The coding region runs from base 200 to 1171 and encodes 323 amino acids. The transcript is spliced from 2 exons. The record is from RefSeq and is a predicted model, not a curated record.